AUGGCCGGACAACCAUGUAUCUUCCGCCAAGUCGACAAAAAACGAACCCCGAUUCCUCAGGAGCAUGCGAGGGCCAUGGAGGACCGAAUCGCUUGGCUGGAAUCCACGCUCAAAGCCCUGAAGGUUGCUCCGCCCGAGAUGAAGGAAAUCAUGCUUCAGAGUCUCACUUUCGAAGACCAUUUGUCGCUUCCUAGAAUUGAUGCGCUCCAGGAUCCUAUCGGGGGAUCCGAAUGGCGUAGCGGUAGAGCUUUCCUGCAACCAACCACUCAGGGUGCGCAGAAAUUCCAAUCGUCCUUGAUCAGUCUUUGUUCUCGCUCCGAAGCGGCUCUUUCACUGACGACACAAAUUGACCGGACGGCAGGAUCACUAGUAUUUCACGGCCCGACAAGCAUGUACCAAGGAGCUCUGUCGAGUGAACAGUCAGAAACGGGGCAGAGAGCAUCACCGAUGCCACGUGCCUUCGAGUUGAACCAUCCUUUCGACUUGAACGAAGGGGUGGUCAGGGAAACACUCUCGCUAUUCUUCCGUUGGCAAUAUCCACACUUCAUGUUCAUCUAUCGCGAAGCCUUUCUCAGAGAGCAUCUUCAACACGUGCCAGACGAGAGAUACUGGUCUCUACCGCUGCUAUAUGCCGUGUGUGCUUUGGGCGCAACCAUGUCCCCUGACAAGGACGUCAAAGCUCAAAGCAAUGUUUUGUACAUGCAUGCAGAAGAUAUCUUGAUGAACCACAGGCUUGAUAGGCCUCAUAUCACAACCAUCCAGGCCUUCUUAUGUCUCUCCUUUCACAACAUCGGGCGAGGAAACCACUCAAAGGGGUGGCUCUAUUCAGGAUUGGCAUUUCGCAUGGGCCAAGAUAUAGGAUUCCAAUAUGACCCCAAAUAUUGGAUUUCCUCAGAUCUCUCGAUUGCUUCGGAUGAAGAUAUUGAGAUUAGAAGACGAAUCUUUUGGGGUUGCUUUAUGUCAGACAAGAUCAUAAGCUUGUUCCUCGGCCGACCAACCUUCCUCCAUGAGGGCGAUGCCGACGUUGAGCCUACUGAGCCGCUAUCAGAUCCUCCCGAGUUGUAUGUGUGGCUGGUGCAUCAUAACAUGAUCAAUUCCGACACUGAGCCAAGGUCUUCACCGAAAUUCGUGGCGACAUUCAAGAAUUUGGUACAGCUCAGUAAGAUUGUACAAUAUAUGCUCUCGCGAAUCUUCUCUCUUGCGAAGCUGAGAGUCGAACCCGACGACUUUGCACGACUGGCGACUCUGGACGAGCUCAACUUGACAUUGUGCCACUGGUCCGCUUCGUUGCCAGACGAGCUACGGUGGAAUAGGUGGAAGCCAGCGAAUACCAUCCUUGAACCGCAUGUCGGCACGCUGCACAUCCUAUUUCACAGUGUCCGCAUCUGCAUGAAUCGAAACUUCAUCAAACUCACCAGGGACGGCCCGUGGGAGGAUAGUCCGUGGGCGAUCUGCACGUCGUCCUCAGAGAACAUUGUUGCACUGCUGCGACAUUACCGGAAAGACCACAGUCUCCGCUAUUCUCCCCUUCUCUUUGUCUACGGGGCCGUGGUAUCUGCGAGCUUCCUGCUACUUGUCAGAGACGCUGUGCCCCAUGGGCAAUCCGAGCCUCAGCGCUCUGCCCUGUCAUUUCUCCUGUUGGCUCUCAGCGAACAGUCUGUAACUUGGGAGCUUGCUGGUGAAGCCGAGAGGAAGCUUCGCAGUAGCUUGAAUCAACACCGCAAAUCCCACAACGCGGCGCCACGAUCGGCAAGUCAACGCGAAGCAAGAACACCUUGCUCGGACGCAGAGCCUACACCGGUUCAAACGCAGUACGGUGACUUGACAGACAGCGACGCCCGGACUUGGUCCGAAUUGAGCGGUGGCAACGGCCAGACAUUUUCUACUGCGGAGGAUGAGAUGAUUAGAAUCUUUGGGGAACCACUCAACACUGCUCUGCGCUGA
Messenger RNA from Capronia coronata CBS 617.96, 1944 nucleotides. RefSeq lists its product as uncharacterized. Gene Ontology annotation, molecular function: DNA binding; zinc ion binding. Gene Ontology annotation, biological process: DNA-templated transcription. The record is from RefSeq and is a predicted model, not a curated record. The transcript is spliced from 5 exons. NCBI's taxonomy places the organism in Eukaryota, Fungi, Ascomycota, Eurotiomycetes, Chaetothyriales, Herpotrichiellaceae. Bases 1 to 1944 code for a protein of 647 amino acids.